AUUUCACUUUGCGUUACCGGUAAGGAAAGUCGCGGAUUCUCUCUCCGAGUAUAAUGGGGCGAUAAUUCGCUUCCACGUUUAAUUUGAUUAGAUCUCGUGGUAUUCCGUAGUACGUUGCCCGCACCUCGUAAUCGACGUUCUACUUGUUUCAGGCAAAUCACCGUUAAACUGGCUACGUAAUACGCGGUUAUUACUUGGCCGGAUUUCUUUAUUACGGUAGAUGCUACUGUAAGGACUUGGCACGAAACAGGACAACCCCAAAAUGCAGCAGCAGUCAGUAAUGGAAGAGGGAACGGCCUACGAGCCACCUACUUACGAUGAAACAUUCCCUGUCCUUCCCGAAUCAUCAAGUUCCAACUCUGGACAGUUAAACAUAUUUUCUAUAAACAACAAUUUACAGCUUGGGCGUAUAACUAUUACACAGAUGUUCCGUGUACCAGGGGAAGAGCGCAAAUUUGAUCAUAGUGAUAAAUUUGGCGAACGUGAAUCUAUCCGUACAUGUAAAACUAUUAUGAAAGAAACAAAUACUAUUAUUGAAAUUGCAUCAUCUAAAGAUCAGUCUCUAACGUUUCUUAUAACUGGGAAGCAAAAUCAAGUUCUAGAAGCCAAAAGGCGCAUUUUAACAACAUUUCAAACUCAGGCAAGCAAGCAGAUUAGUAUUCCUAAGGAUCAUCAUCGUUGGAUUCUUGGAAAGCAAGGACAGAGAUUGAAAGAUUUGGCAAAAACUGCUACAAAAAUUAAUGUCCCUGGUGUGCAAGAUCAGUCAGACAUAAUAACAAUUACAGGGACAAAGGAAGGGAUUGAAAAGGCUGAACAUGAAAUUAGAGUUAUCUCUGAUGAACAGUCUAGGAAAGCUUUCGAAAGGAUAACUGUGCCAAAAAUAUACCACCCAUUCAUAUAUGGUGCGCAUAAUGAAAAUCUCAAUGCCAUGAUGGCAGAAACUAGUGCUCGUAUCAAUAUUCCUCCUGCAUCAGUGCAGCAGGAUGAAAUAACCAUAGCUGGCGAGAAGGAAGGAGUUUUAGCUGCUAAGCAAAAGAUUGAAAGUAUCUACAAAGAUAUGGAGAAAAGAUGUACUACGGUAUCUGUAGAAGUUCCCAAGUCUCAACAUAAAUAUGUAAUUGGACCUCGUGGCAGUACCAUAGCAGAGAUAUUACAAACAACUGGAGUAAGUGUAGAGAUGCCUGCACCUGACUCUGCAACUGGUACCAUAACUCUUAGAGGACCCCAAGAGAAACUUGGUCAGGCACUUAACAAGGUGUAUGAAAAAGCAAAUAGUGUUCGCACUGCUGUUGUGGAAGCUCCAGUUUGGAUACAUAAAUACAUCAUUGGACGCAAAGGUGUAAAUAUCAAGAAAAUUACUCAAGAAAUGCCAAAAGUGAACGUGGAGUUCACAGGAAAGGAAGAUAAAAUUAAGAUAGAAGGUCCACCAGAGGAAGUUGAGAAAGCGCAAAAUGAGCUACAGCUCAUGGCUAACGAUCUUAUUGCUAAACUCACUUUCGCAGAACUGAAUGUUGAUCCUAGAUUUUACAAACAUAUCAUUGGAAAAAACGGUUGCAAUGUGAACCGUGUUAAAGAAGGAACAGGUGUUGUAAUUAGUAUUUCUGAAAAUGAUGGCAGUAAUGUUAUUCGUAUUGAAGGCAAUCUUGCUGGUGUAUUAAAAGCUCAAACAGAACUUGUAGAAAUGGUGAAAAAGUUAGAGAAUGAGAAAGAAAAGGAUGUGAUUAUAGAUCACAGAUAUUAUCGUAACAUAAUCGGCAACAAAGGAGAUAAUAUCAAAGAAAUUAGAGAUAAAUUCAAUCAAGUACAAAUUACUAUACCUGGACCAGGUGAAAAGGGAGAUAUAGUGAAGAUUAGAGGACCCAAAGAAGACGUUGAUAAGUGCCAUAAACACCUAAUGAAACUAGUGAAAGAAUUAAAUGAAAGUAAUCAUGUAUUGGAAGUACCUAUUUUUAAACAAUUUCACAAGUUUGUCAUCGGAAAAGGCGGCGUUAAUAUUCGCAAGAUCAGGGAAGAAACACAAACAAAAAUCGAUUUACCUGCUGAAGGUGAGAAAAGUGAUGUUAUAACUAUUACUGGAAAGAAAGAAAAUGUGGAGAAGGCUAAGGAAAUGAUACAAAAAAUUCAAAAUGAAUUGGCUAAUAUUGUUACCGAGGAGAUCACUAUUCCACCAAAGUUUUACAAUUCUCUCAUUGGUACUGGAGGUAAACUAAUACAUUCUAUUAUGGAAGAUUGCGGAGGUGUUACAAUCAAAUUUCCUACAGCAGAAAGUAAAAGUGAUAAGGUCAGUAUCAGAGGUCCAAAGGACGAUGUGGAGAAAGCGAAAGCACAACUCUUAGAACUAAGCAAUGAGAAGCAAUUAUCUAGUUUUUCGGCUGAAGUUCGUGCCAAAGUUCAACAUCAUAAAUUCCUCAUUGGAAAGAAUGGUGCUAACAUCAAGAAGAUAAGAGAAUCCACGGGAGCCCGAAUUAUAUUCCCGACAGACGAAGAUCAAGAUAAAGAAGUCAUUACAAUUAUGGGCAAGAAGGAAGCAGUAGAAAAAGCUAAAGCCGAGUUGGAAGCCACGAUUAAGGAAAUUGACAAUAUUAUUGAGGGUGAAAUUCGUAUUGAUCCUAAACAUCAUAGACAUUUCGUGGCACGAAGAGGCGGCGUUUUGCAUCGAAUCGCCGACGAAUGCGGCGGCGUACAGAUAUCCUUUCCGCGAGCUGGCGUCGACAGCGAUCGCGUUAUCCUGAAAGGUUCGCACGAAUGCAUAGAAGCCGCGAAGCAACGUAUGCGAGAAAUCGUUCAGGAGUUGGAAUCUAUGAUAACGGUGGAAUGCGUAAUACCGCAAAAGCAUCAUCGUACAGUCAUGGGUGCCAAGGGUCGCAAGGUGCAAAAUAUAACGUCCGAAUACGACGUACAAAUCAAAUUCCCCGAUCGUGAUGUCUAUGAAGAACAGAAAAUGCCGGAGCAAAUUAACGGCGAGAACGGAGAAGCCGGAGAGAUGGUUCUACCGUGCGAUAUAAUUCGCAUUACUGGACAACCAGAGAACGUUGUUGCCGCUAAGCAAGCUUUACUCGAUCUCGUGCCUAUUACGAUUCAAGUAGACGUACCGUUCGAUUUUCAUCGCUCCAUAAUUGGGCAGAAAGGUAAAGACGUGCGGGAAUUAAUGAAUACGUACGAUGUGCACAUUAUGCUCUCCCCGGCAGAAGAAAAACUGGAUUACAUCAAGAUCUCUGGAACGCCGUCGUGUGUUAUAAGUGCCAAGGAAGCUAUUCUGGAAAAAUGCGAGACGUUGAAGGCAGAACGAGAAGAUCGAGCAUUAAAAUCCUUUGAAUUGAAGCUCGAAGUUGAUCCAGAAUAUCAUCCAAAAAUAAUCGGUCGAAAAGGAGCAGUCAUCAGUAAAAUACGUAGCGAUCACGACGUUCAAAUUAACUUCCCGCGCAAGGGUGAUCCCGAGGAGCAUAUUAUCACUAUAACUGGAUACGAAAAGAAUGCGUACAGUGCCCGGGAUGAUAUCAUGAAGAUUGUCAACGAACUGAACGGUCUGACGAAAGAAGAAGUACAGAUAAAUGCUGCUGUUCACUCGCGUUUAAUCGGUGCGAAGGGCAGAAACAUCCGUAAAAUAAUGGACGAAUAUAAAGUCGACAUAAAGUUCCCGAGAAAGACUGAUGCUGAUCCUAAUAUCGUGACGAUCGUAGGAGCGGAAGAGAAUGUAGCCGAUGCGAGGGAUCGUUUGCUAAAUCUAGAGGAGGAAUACAUGCAAGAUGUGAUAGAGAACGAAUAUCGUGAGAGUUUGCGUUCGCCUCAACGCGACGAUGGUAAUGCCGGCGGCAACGAAAACGAUACUGGCUUCAUCGUGAAGGGAGGACCCUGGGAGCAGCAGCAGCAACAGCAGCAGCCUCAAAGCGCGCCGAAUACAGCCAGCGUGGAAGAAUUUCCGCAGUUCGCUGGUUACUCCCACGUGCCCGUUGCAACCCCAGACGGUCCCUGGGGAAUUAAACGUUAAAAAACAUAUAGAAUCUAAAGAUAUCUGAUAAACAAAGAAAAAAAAUUUAAAAAAAGGAUGGAACGUGUAAGUAACGAUGUAACUUUCCUCUAACAAACAAUAUGUAAAAACACACAUAUAAAAUACAUAUAAGCAUAUGCAUGUACACACAUACACACACAUAACGCAUGUAUACACAGACACAUCACAUCAUAUAACACGCAUAUGUGCACUUGUGUUGGGUGGUUCCCUGUUCCAUUACUGACGUUGCUGCAUACGACCUGGCCAUUCUAUUGGACUCUGACACUGGUUUACUACACACAACGCGUUCGACGACGAUGUUUAUAUUUACAAUUCAUUAAUACCGAUGUUCUAUGUAUCUGUAACUGUAACGCAUGUUAUCCUGAGUUUCAAUCGCUCGUUUCAAUCAGACGAUAUGGCACACGAUCGUGUGUACGAUUUAAUUUCGUGGCUUUUAUUUCUAGUGAUAUGCCUUUCAGGUACAGAUAUGUUGUACUUAAGACUGUGGCUUCGUGGGAAAUGAUCGGAUCGGCAUUCUGUAAAAAAGAGACCAAGUCCAAGCAAAAAUUGCAAAGUACAACACUCUUUAAUCAUGUUUCGCAACAAUGUUCUCUAUCUUAGAAUACAAAUUGACCAUAAACUCUCUGUGUAUGGUUUGUAUUCUAUGAUAAAGGAUAAUUUUUUUUGUACGCUUCAGUCUCUUUCUGCAGAAUUGAGCCAAUUUAUAUUCGUGUAUAUUAUACUACUUUCACAGAUACAUAAUAAUCUCUGUAUUGCGUGUAGACUGCAGAAAGUCGUAUACGUUUUUCGUUGGACUUAGCAUAAUAAUUUGUUAAUUUAUUUAUAUUUUUUGUACAUAUAUAUCGCGCAUUUUUCUCGUUAUUUUAUGCCACUGGAAUCAAGUGACUUCUAAACUACAUCACACAAUUAUUGUAAAAUUUAUAUCGUAAAAUCUUUGCGAAUCAAAAAGGGAAAAAACGUGUUAGAGGCUUUCAAAGGAAAAGCUAUUCCUUAGCAACUCGCGCAAUUUUUUAUCACAUUACUAUAAAACUCUUUUCACUCGUCUCUGAGAUUUUGGAUGUGACAUAAACGAGAACUCUCAUCAAUGGUUGAUAAUAUCGAGAAAUAAUAGAUUUAUACAAUCGGAGAUUGAGAAACAUUGAUGUCAUUUCUGCGAGUAAACUUUCAAGUUCCGUAGAGACAGGAAAAUGUAUUUUAUGCCAUUUGUUAUGCGUUUUGCAACUUUCCAGUAUAUAAGUAGAGAGAUCAUUUUCUUAUAUCUUUAGCAUCACAAAAUGCAAACUGGAACCUAUGCUACUUUUUAAUUGCCUUACAAGCAAUCACAUAAUGUUGUAUAUUCAAGGAACACGGUAUUUAAAAGGCCUUGAUCCCGCGCGCGCCGCUCAAGACUAUUUGAGACAUUAUAUUAUACAUUAUACAUUAUACAGUGAAAUCGGCAUCGUUGCAGAGAAUGGUCAAAUUUUUGGAUGUUACGAAUAGCGAACGAUACACGAAUUCCUUUCGAUAGCCGGCUUUAUUUAUUUGUCCUACAUUCUACCGUUUGAUGUGCAAGUCCUUUGCAUUCUACUAUUUAUGAGGCCAACUAGCUAAGAAAAGGAUAUUCAGUUCAAGUGCCUUGUCUAUUUUCUUCGAGACAGCUCAUUUCAAUUGUUGGAGGAAUGUGAAUACUAGAUUAUACAUAUAAUUAUACAUAAAUGCAAUAUAUAUAUUUAUAGGUAUAUUUAUAUAUAUUGCGUUUAUCCGGGAUAUCUGAAAAUCACUGGAAGAUACUCUCGGAAUAGAUUUAUUCAGGAAUUUCAAAUUUAUUCUUUCACAUAGCGAAACUAUCUAAAACUAAUAUUUAUCACAAUUUUAAUAUUACAUAUAAUCAAAUUUCGUAAAUUAAAAUCUUUUUAUGUCAUUUUAUACCUCUGAAGUUUUACUUGUAAAAAGUCUUUGUUUUCACUAGUUUGUAAUUUUGAAACUAUUGAUGAAUCUUUUAUUAAAUUGUUUAUCGGUUCAACGGUAAUUUAAUUCUCGCUAUUUUUUUAUUAAAUUAUUCUAGAUUGGUUAAUCUGUCUCUAAAGUAUCAUCUGGUGAUUCUGGGACAGCCUGUAUAUAUACACAUCACAUGUAAACACGUAUAUAUGGAUACUGAUAAUAAUUAUUCUAUAUAAUAUGUAAUAGAAGAGAAAGAGACGUAAUAUAGGUACCACGGGUACAAUGAUACACUACUAUUAUGAAUGAAAUAAUAGGAUUAUCAUGUAUACAGAAAUUCACUUAUAUUUUUUAGAUUUACAGUAAUUUUUAUAAAUCUACUUGGUACGGCGACCUAUGUGUCAUCUCCAAUGCAUGGUAAAUAUAAGGAAAAAGCCAGAAUUAGUAAAAAUUUUAAUAUGCUUAAUUUUGGCUAAGAAUUUGAUAGAUGCUGUGCAUGACUCUAAUUUUCUAAUGAGUUAUAAAAUAUAUUGUAAUUAUACAUAUUAAACAUUAUUCUCUGUACACUUAAGUAAAUAAUGUUAUAACACAUGAAUUCUCUAUUGUAACAAUAUAUUCUACAUUCAUUGAUCCAUUUA
Nylanderia fulva is the source of this 6564-nucleotide messenger RNA. RefSeq names its product satellite-binding protein 1 Dp1 (gene Dp1). Gene Ontology annotation, molecular function: mRNA binding. The record is from RefSeq and is a predicted model, not a curated record. NCBI's taxonomy places the organism in Eukaryota, Metazoa, Arthropoda, Insecta, Hymenoptera, Formicidae.